This is a messenger RNA of Cannabis sativa, 375 nucleotides long. RefSeq lists its product as uncharacterized. The transcript has 2 exons. The record is from RefSeq and is a predicted model, not a curated record. Bases 1 to 375 code for a protein of 124 amino acids. Lineage: Eukaryota; Viridiplantae; Streptophyta; Magnoliopsida; Rosales; Cannabaceae.
AUGAUCAAAGUUCACUGCCAGGAGUACGAUGAUUCACAUGCCCGGAUUAUGGUUUCGAAAAUCCUGCAAGAGGACGCUGAAAUCCCAGUCCCAAUUGAAGAGUGCAGAUAUGUUAGGGACGUAUACCAGAUGUUCCUUCCUUGGCCUAAACACUUAAUUUUAACAACCGAGGGUCCACUCGCUCAACCGCCCUCAAGACGUGAUGCGUCAAAGGGGAAAGCUCUGAUGCUUUCUCCACAAGGCCGUGGUGCACGGGAAGAUGACUUGUUCACGGAAGAGAAGAUGGCGUUGAUCCCUAAUUCGCUAAAAUGGAUGAUUCAUGAAUUCCUGAGGCUCAAAGAUAAACGUGAUAUAAUCACAAUUCAUGUCCCCUAA